Rhizophagus irregularis DAOM 181602=DAOM 197198 is the source of this 435-nucleotide messenger RNA. RefSeq lists its product as uncharacterized. Lineage: Eukaryota; Fungi; Glomeromycota; Glomeromycetes; Glomerales; Glomeraceae. The record is from RefSeq and is a predicted model, not a curated record.
AUGAAAAAUAACAAUAAUGAAGUGCUUUUAUAUAAGAAGAAGGAUAUAAUAGCUAUUCAGAAAAAACUUGGUAUUAAUGCUAAUGCAAAUCAAACAGCAAUAUAUCAAAAUAAGAAAGUAAAACCACUUGCUGAUACAUAUGAGUUGUUGUUAAAUUUGGUGGAGGGUAUAAUACCAAUACAGGAGGAACUUGACAUCAAUGGCAAUUCUAUUCUAGCAGUGAAAUAUCAAAGCAAUAAAGCUUUUACAGAUAUAUUACUUGCAGAAAUAUAUAAUUUGAUUUUAUAUUUGAAAGAGAAUAUAAUGGCAAUUCAAAAAGAACUUGGUAUUAUUGGUUAUACUAAUCAAAAGAUGGUAAAAGAAACUGAUAAAAAUGCAAGAGCAUAUCUCCAAAAAUUUGAUUAUUCCAAGUGUGGUAUUAAAAAAAAUUUGUGA